AAAAACAUGGUUGAUGAGCAAAAACAAAUACAUAAUUUACUCAAGUUAUAGCCAUUAUGUCCUGCAACGGCUUCCGUAAUUUUGGAAAAUUGACUUUUGGGUUAGUGACUUCCUUUUUUCGGAAAACGAAAACAAACAGGCAUUGAUUGUAAUAAUUGACAACUCAACAGUCGUUAAAAUGGAGGGAAAAUUAACAGAGAAAUAUAUGGACCAACUCGAGCAAUGGAUAGGUACAGGACCCAAGACAUUUACACUUCUCUAUGCCAUAACACGUGAUGGAUGCGAUCCUAAGACUUUCCAUCAGAAAUGUAACAACCAGGGUGCCACCGUCACAGUUCUGUAUAACCAACAUGGGUCGGUUUAUGGUGCUUAUACCAGUGUCAGUUGGCAAGAAAACCCAGGGAGAUACAUUUACGACGAUAAGGCGUUUUUGUACCAGCUUAUGUUUAAUGAAAGCUGUAAGAUGAAUAAAUUCCCAGUAAACCAGCCAGACAAAGCGGUUGCUCAUAAUAGUAAUUGUGGACCAAUCUUCGGCGAAAGUUAUGAUCUAAGCACUUUUCAUACUAACAUAAACAGAUCUGGAAACAUUUUUCGAUUAAAUGGAAACAUGGCAGGAUUUGGGAAUGUGUUCAACAACAAGGGAAUGAACACUGGCAAGAUAAACAACGAUACAAUGGAAGUUACUGAACUUGAAGUUUACAUGGUAACAGAUGGUCAACGUACAAAGAAAAAAGAGAAAAAACUUUCACCGUGGCGAAAAAUAAAGGACUGGAACGAAAAGUUUUAUAAUGACCUCAAAGAAGAGAUAGUAAACUUUAAACCUAUCCAAGGUUCGAAUGUAAGCGAGGCUCGAAUCUUGAUGUUAGGGCCAGUUGGUGCAGGCAAGUCUAGCUUCUUCAACACUAUAGAUUCAAUUUUCCGCGGCCGAAUCACACAGCGAGCUAGCAGCGGAAGUUCAGAGCACAGUCUCACUACUGCAUUUGUCCCGUAUUCUAUCGAAAUUAGUUCUGGGGCUACCUUGAACUUUCAGUUGUGUGAUACACGUGGUCUAGAAGAAACUAUGGGGAUUGAUGUACUAGAGUGUAAUUAUCUUCUAGAUGGAAACAUACCGUAUUACUACGAGUUUAACCCAACGAGACCAAUCACUCCAGAAUCUCCUGGGUUCAAAUCUGACCCUACUGGGAAUGACAAAGUUCAUUGUGCAGUGUUUGUAAUUGACUCUACAACAUUAGAGGUGUUGUCAACAAAAAUUGUUGAGAAAAUGAAAGGACUCCGUGGACAUACGAAUCAAAAAGGAAUACCACAACUUAUUCUCCUGACAAAGGUGGACAAGCUCUGUAAUGACGUUCAGAAGGACGUGUCUCAGGUUUUCUACAGUUCAAAAGUGGAACAAUCAGUAGAUAAAGCUUCACAACUUCUCGGUCUUCCACGUGCUAACGUACUUCCGGUGAAGAAUUACGAAAACGAGGCUGAGCUUGACGACAACGUUGAUAUACUUUCUCUUUUGGCUCUACGUAAAAUGCUUCAUUGUUCUGAAGAUUUCAUGCUGAACAUGAAACACAGGGAGAAAAAUGUUCAAGUCGAAAUGGGAAAACUGAAACUUGAAAAGUGAAUUUGAAUGUUUAUAUGGGAAACUUUACAAA
Ruditapes philippinarum (Manila clam) is the source of this 1643-nucleotide messenger RNA. RefSeq names its product interferon-induced protein 44-like. The record is from RefSeq and is a predicted model, not a curated record. Lineage: Eukaryota; Metazoa; Mollusca; Bivalvia; Venerida; Veneridae. Bases 179 to 1612 code for a protein of 477 amino acids. The transcript is spliced from 7 exons.